GCCAACUCGGAUCGGAACACGCUUGUGGACAACAUCGUUAUUCCCAAUCCUUUCCUGGCGACGAAGCUCAGGUUGAACCAGCUGGAGUUCUUUGCCGAUCCUUGUAUGCGCGUGGACAUCAUCGGAUGUACGAGAGCCAAUACUGUCGGGGUUGACUCUUUGACUAUUCCGCUUGAGACUGACUUCGCACCCUACAGCCACAUUCUAUUUUUCAUGGCCUCUUACCUGCAGGAGCAAAGCACACCGUUCUCGUACUUGCUUCCGGACGAGGAUGGCCGUGUGACAGAUCUGGUGUUCAUCGACCAAGACUUGGACCAUGAAGAACUUGGUGGUGCAGUGACUUGGACACCGCCGCCAGUUCUCACUGAGAACAUUGUGGCCUAUAGGGUUGUCUUCUCUCAAGACACUAUGGGUGUGGUGGACCGGCGAGAUAUUGUGGAAGAGCCUGGUACUGCUCUCUCCUCCACGAUUCCAGAGAACACCGCCAUCUUGCAGUCCACAUACUUGGCAGUUUUCACUCGUUCAAGUUCUACAGAGGGAAGUACUCCCACAGCCAUCGAGCUUGUUGACAGUGCGGUGAAUGUCAGCAAUGUAUCGUUUGUUGACUAUGACCUGGAUGAUGACCACAUUGCUGGAGUUCUCACUUAUGACCCUCCGGAAGACACUUCUGUAGUGACACAUUUUGUUCUGUACUUGGCCCGUCAGGUGAAUGGCAUUUUCGAACGGGCACCAUAUGCUUUCAACGUCUCCUACGACAAUCUCCAGGAGGCGACAUCAUUCGCCACCAGCACCCAGGUUGGAGAAGAUUGGAACGAGACAAAUGCGACAUCCUCCACAACCACUGGUACUAGCACAACCAGCAGCUCAACAACAUCCACCACAACUGUUGCCUCCAUUUCAGACACUCAGAGGCUUGAGAUUCCUUGUGACACAGAGCUUUUGGGCUACACCCACAUGCUGAUCUACUGUGAGCAGACCUAUCCUGUGAUCGUGGAACUGGACAACGCAUACUCGAAAGUGGCAAACAUCAGUUACUUUGCAGAGGAUUUGAACUUGGACAAUUUGGAGGGCAGCAUCGAAUGGGAUCACCCUGAUGAAUAUUCCAAAGUCUUGGUCUACCAAGUAAAGCUCCAGGAUGCGGCUGGGGGUUCUGAUUUGCUCCUGCGGGCAAAUUUGGUACAGGAGAGCACCAAUGUCACUGUGCAGGGCUUAAAGCAUGUGGUCUCUCUUUAUCAGGAUGUGGUCUCAGCCUACAGGGUUUUCAUUGCAAUGAAUCAGCGGGGUCUUGACAGGAUAUCUGCAGCUGCAGAGGUGUCAGUUGGUACAUCGGAGGUUUUGGUGCACACGGUUUCAAGCCUGGAAGAACAGACGACGCCUACAUGGAAGAAUGUUAGCGACACCAACUUUCAGGUGGAAUUGCCAGCGGAGACAUCGAUAGCUCCCAGUGACUACUUAUUGCUAUAUGCUGCUACUGCACUGCAAGAGCAAACUUGGCCUGCCACCCGCUACAUCCCAGAUGAUUCAUUCGACGUUCGCAACCUUGCCUUCACCGAUUUGGACUUGGAUCAAGAUGAGCUUGGUGGUGUAUUGAGCUGGACGGAACACUCCUACAGGUACAAAGUCGAAAGCUACCACGUCUAUUUGGCCUCAGACGCAGCUGGAACCAAUCGAAAUAGGCUCACGAACGCGACAGGUGAGGCCCGCUUCACGACCACCUUUGACGUGCCAGCAGAUACAGCGGCGGUCGAUAGUGCUGGAGCCACAGCGACUCACUUCGUGGUGUACCAGCAAACCAGCUUGGUUGAAGAGACAACGCCUGCGGCUUUGGCCAUCUCAGACACUGGUAUCCAAGCCCAGCAGGUCCUGUUCACUGACUACGACCUGGACGUGAACGAACUAGGAGGGAACAUCAGCUGGCAGCAGCCAUCGCUGGAUACCAGCCUGAUUUCACAUUACCUGGUGUAUUUUUCGCUGGACAAUGCUGGCGCCAAUCGAUUUCAUUUCACUACCGUUGAGCAGGGCACAACUACAGAGGUGCAUGUGCCAGCAGACUAUGUGCUGGUCUACGCACAGUCCACAUGGGCAGAGCAGACCACGCCAGCAUACAUCAAGAUAGCGGAUGCGGAUAUGCCUGUCACAAAUGUUGUUUGGGUUGGAGAGGACACCACACAUGGUAUUUUCUUGGGAGUGGUGAAGUAUUGCAGUGAAUGCACUGCACUGUAUGCCGUGUAUUUGGCAGACGACGCUGCUGGCUUGAACAAGCAACUGGUGAAUUGGACGGGUAGCCUCAGCGGCUACAAUCUCACCGAGUUGGAGGCAUCUGGAGCCUUGUCCUACAUUGAGCUUGGAGAGGCAUUGGCUGAAGCCACCACUCCCAGCUUCCUGUCUUUUGCCGGAGCAGCAGACAAUGCCUCGGUGAAGGAGGUGAAUCUCACCGACGAUGCGGCUUGGUAG
Messenger RNA from Durusdinium trenchii, 2454 nucleotides. Lineage: Eukaryota; Dinophyceae; Suessiales; Symbiodiniaceae. The record is from the annotation of a GenBank genome assembly.